This is a messenger RNA of Apus apus (common swift), 3417 nucleotides long. It is a transcript of the gene FRG1, whose product is annotated as FSHD region gene 1. The coding region runs from base 95 to 868 and encodes 257 amino acids. The transcript has 10 exons. Gene Ontology annotation, cellular component: catalytic step 2 spliceosome; striated muscle dense body; nucleolus. The record is from RefSeq and is a predicted model, not a curated record. NCBI's taxonomy places the organism in Eukaryota, Metazoa, Chordata, Aves, Apodiformes, Apodidae. Gene Ontology annotation, molecular function: actin filament binding.
GCGCGCAGGCGCAGGCAGGAGCGGAGCGCGGGCGGGCGAAUCUUGUCGCUGCGGGGCUGCCGUCCGCGCCGCGGCGGCCGCGGGUCCGCCGGCGAUGGCGGAGUACUCGUGCGUGAAGCCCACCAAGCUCGUCCUCAAGGGAGCCAAGGAGAGAAGCAAAAAGAAGCACAAAGAGAAGAAAAAAAGGAAAAGGGAAGAGGAUGCGGCAGAGGAGCUUGAUAUUGUUGGAAACUGGUGGGCUGUCAGUAAUUUUGGUGAAAUUACAGGAACUAUAGCUAUAGAAAUGGAUAAAGGAGCUUACAUCCAAGCCCUCGACAAUGGCUUGUUUACGCUUGGAGCACCACAUAAAGAUGAUGAAGGCCCUAGUCCUCCUGAACAGUUUACAGCAGUAAAGUUGUCUGAUACAAGGAUUGCUCUGAAGUCAGGUUAUGGCAAAUACCUUGGUAUAAAUUCAGAUGGACUUGUUGUUGGACGUUCGGAUGCAAUUGGAUCAAGAGAGCAAUGGGAACCUGUCUUCCAAGAUAAGAAAAUGGCAUUACUAGCAGCAAAUAGCCGUUUUAUUAGAUGUAAUGAAGAGGGAGACAUAGAAGCCAAAAGCAAAACUGCAGGGGAAGAAGAAAUGAUUAAGAUUCGUACUUGUGCUGAAAGAGAAGCUAAGACGAAAGAUGAUGUUCCACAAGAAGACAAAGGAAAUGUUAAACAGUGUGAAAUUAAUUAUGUAAAGAAAUUUCAAAGUUUUCAAGACAAAAAGCUUAAAAUAAGCAAGGAAGACACAAAAGCCCUCAGAAAAGCCAGGAAAGAAGGCACUUUUCAUGAAAUGCUUCUGGACAGGAGAGCAAAAGUGAAAGCAGAUAGAUACUGCAAGUGACAACCAGCUGGUCAAUUUUCUUCUGCAUCUUUCAUGACAAGGGCAGGAAUAACAGAAUCAUAGAAUGUCAUGGUGGAAGGGACCUCAAGGAUCAUCUGGUCCAACCUUUGAAUGACUGAAAGUUACCUUUAUUUCCUGUUGCUUUCUGUUAAGUACACAUUAUUUCAAAGCAAGAAAUUCCUGAGGAUGUCAACACAUUUGAAGUGAGACUGUGUUAAAACAUUUUCAUAAAAAACCCUGUAUCACAACUGAUUUUUUUUAUUUUAGUUUUGUAACAAACUCGAGAAUUACAUUAAAAAUUCCUCACACAUCAAUAACCCAGUUAUAAAAUCUUACUGUUAUCACGUGAGUAUUUGGCUUGGAUUAAGGAAUUGGCUCCAAGAAAAAGUUUACGAAGUACCAAUACCAAUGGUAGGCUAUUUACCAUAUAGCUUGAACCUUGAGAGACUGACUGUAUAAUGAAAUAGACCAGAGAGAAAGUUAUUUAGUGGGCUUGAGAGAGAAUAGUUGGCUUUUCCAGGGAAUUCUGUAUAUGAUCUGAUUGUUCUCAAAUAAAAAUAGAUGCUCCCUUAGUCAAAGCCACAAAGGUAAUAGUGUGUGGCUGGCUUUUUACCAACAGCAAAAGUGGUCAAGCAGAUGAAACUAAAUGUGUACAUAGCUUGCAGGCUUUUGAAUUGUUAUGUAUGUCCAUCUGCUCUGGGACUCAAUUUCUGUAAAAAAGAGGGCUAUGCUGCCUUUUUCACAGUGAGUAAAAGCUGUAUUUUUGAGUUCCUGUAUUGUUGCAAAAGAUGCAUUGUGCAUGCCAGGAGGUCUGACAGAAGUGAGUGCUAAAUUUGCAGGGAGAAGGCCAAAAGCUAGAAAUAAAUAAAAUUAUUGUUGGCAAAUGCUACUGGCCAGACUGAGGAAUUCUUGGAUGAAAAUGCCAUCACAGAAAAAAAUGCAAUUUGUUUUGCCCCAGAGCUCCUUAGUUUGGUCUAGGACCGGAGAUGAGGAGUCAUUGAGAAGUUCUGGUUGUAGGUACCAUGCUACAUGUCCCUCCCUAGAAAUGUAAGUCACCUGAUACACAACCAUUGCAACAUCAUGAACCUGGAAGUGGCCUACUGCCAACUACUCUGAAAAACACUGGGGAAAAAGGAAGCGCCAGAGGAGCAGGCUGUGGGCCACAGUAAUUAUUUAUUGGGCAGUGCAUUGUGGAUGUCAUUGACCCACGAUCCACUGUCAAUCUUAAAUGCAUCUGAAGUGAAUGCUGAUAGUUGAAGCAGGCUGAUGUUACAGCAUCUGUUUUUCCUUUCAAGAAUAUAUUAGCCAUCAGAAUCCUAUCUGGUAGAACUUAGAAAAUUACUCAAACACAAAUGCAGCUGGAAGCAGAAAUCUGCUAUUCUAGUGGAAAGGCUGCUGGAAGGGGUACUCGGAAGAAGGGCCUGAGAGUUACCCAGGGAAAGGAGUUUUUCAGUUUGUAUUUAUCAAUGUAAAUGUGAGAAUAUAAGGUAUAGGCACUGCAAGUAGUCAUAAGUGAUCGUAAAGGAAACUGAGAGGCAUGACUGUUACAGAGCUAGGAGGAAGUGAAGCAAAAAGAAAUAUCAGAGCAAAUGAAAUGAGACUGUCCCAAGUAGAAGAGGAAGUACUGGAUUUAGCAAGGGACUGGCAGAGGAAUUCCUCAUUCCUUCUGGGGAAUAAGGAUAUUGUGGUAGCAACGAGAUUGUUCUCAGUGGUUGGCAACCAGCUGUGUUGGACUAAUGAUACACUAGGGUCUUACUGAAAAAUGUGUCCUGAGAUAACACAGAAGCAGAAGUUUGGGGAAUUCACUGGAAUGUUAGUCUCAGGAAAAGGAAAUCAAAGGUAUGACUAAAUGGUGAAGAUCACUAUGUGUCUUAAAUUGUUGUAAGGACUAGACUAUUGUCCUGCUGGAAGCAUUCACAGAUUCCUCCUAGUUAUGCUGUGUCCUGGCAGUAGUCUAAGCCAAAGACAAAGAGCUCUUAAUCUAACUGAACCAGAAAGAAAAAGGAAAGUAAUUUGUGCAGCCUCUACUUCUGGAGGAAAAAACAGAUCUGAGAAGUGUUAGUACAGUGCUGGAUAGAUGAGUAUGAGAAAGCAGAAGGGUGGACAUGAAGUACUAGUAUUAGCGACACCAGCUAUCAGGGAGGACAGUUAAUGAAUAAACUUCACAUUUUAACAGCUUUUUUCUUCAGACAUAACAUAAAUUGAUCUUACAGCAGAAACCUAGACAACAAAAUGGGCAACCUAAAGUACCAGUGCGGACCCUGUAGGAAAGAUUUUCUAAUAGGAGCACAUCAGAACAGUCAUAGUCAGAGAAACAGGUACUGGAGGAUGUUCACUAUUUUUCAAUGUAGUAUUUUACUGGUGAAAAAGCUAAACCAGAAGUACAACUUGUUGCUACCAUACAUACUCACUGUAUGUUUCCUCACACUGAAAGUAUACAUUCUUAUUGUAAGUUAUUCAGAGUAUGCACCUUAUGCUGGCUUGUACUUAUUACAACAAAUACCUCAGCUAUGUAUUGUAGUGAAUAAAUAGUAGGCAACGUGGUUGGA